AUGAUAUUUGUGACCCCAUAUACAAACAGUAAAUACGUGGCCAGUAGUGAACGAUUUCAAGAGAAACUUAAGCCUUUCUUGUUGUUAUUUAAGAAAUGGCUUAUGCUUUAUAGUGCUUUUAUUGAAAUAAUUGGUUCAUAUGCUCUAGACAUUAUGUAUGAUGAAUUAAAUGGUACAAUCGUUUCAGGAUAUGAAUUCAGUGAUAUAUUAGGAUUAUUUUGUCCAAGUGAAUUUUGGGUUGGGUUUGGCAAAAUAUUAUUGAAAAAAGUAUUAGACCCAAAAGAAGGAGAAUUUGUAACAGAAGAUAAAGGAGACGACGAAGAAAUGACAGUUGGAAAUAAAGAUUGUGCAGAUAUAGUUGGAGAUGAUUCUGAAAUUAUAUCAGUAUUAUUAUUAUUACUACUACUACCAAUAUCACUUGCAUUAUUUACAUCAAACUUUAUCUGCGAAGUAGAUUGUAGUGAAUUCAAUUUAUCAUCACCACCACCACCAUCACACUAUCUUCCUUCUCCUUUUCAUCAUCACCAUCCAAAUCAACACUGA
This is a messenger RNA of Schistosoma haematobium, 543 nucleotides long. RefSeq lists its product as uncharacterized. Bases 1 to 543 code for a protein of 180 amino acids. The record is from RefSeq and is a predicted model, not a curated record. The transcript has 7 exons. NCBI's taxonomy places the organism in Eukaryota, Metazoa, Platyhelminthes, Trematoda, Strigeidida, Schistosomatidae.